AUGACAGACUAUAACUCUUCAACACCAACCUCUCCUCGCGUUAGACACACCACACGAGUUUAUCGUGACUACACUUCGUCUUUUGACGAGGCCGAAGAAAGUGACGCAUAUGAAAAAAGAUUUUCGGAAACCAGCUCAAAUAGAUGGCGGGCCAACAGCGUAAAUUCCGCGUUCGGUUUGACUUUUGUGCAAGGUAGGAGAUUUGAGAUAAAGGAGGAAGACAAUAACAAUAGUACAUUAAGCUCACGGAGAAGGCGUGGUCGAAACUGGGAAACCGACGACGAACUGUUCAAACCAACUUUCAGGAACUCGUGUCCCAUAUCACAGUUACCGUCGCAUAAUCAAAAUUCCAACAAUAACAGCCCCAUAGAUGAAGCCACCAGGUCAUUGCUUUACCUACUUAACAAGGAACGUACGAAAAGGCGUGAAUUACAAAAGGCUCACGAGGAAUCCCUUCAGGAACUCCGAAAAAGGUACGACGAUGACAUCCAAGCUCAUGAGAGCGAUAUCCAAACAUUACAGGAUGCUCUGCUUAAGGAAUCUAAGGUAAAGGCCCAGUUAAAUAACCUCCUUCGUGAGGCUCAAGCAAAGUUUACCGAGGAAAUGCAGGUGUGGGCCAGAAAGGUGGCUGAAAUGGAAGCUCAGGGAAAAGAAUUGCAAAAGACUUUUCUCGAAACAAUGGAACAAUUAGAAAGGGAAGAGGAGGAAAUAAUGAGGUUGAGGAAAGAGAAUCAAGCAUUGAGGGAGCAAUCUGCGGGUAAUUGCACCAUUGACUCUUCAAGCCUAAGUAGAAGAAACCUCGAAGAUGUCCUCAAGGUUGGGUCCAUGGAAGAUAGAGAUGAUAUAUCUGUUUCAACGGAAACCAAGCAUACAAUGGAAUGUAACGAAAUAUCGGACACUGAAUCCGUCAUGAUUGAUUCCAGGAUUUCUGAAUUAAAGGAUCGCAUCGCCGAAUUAGAGAACGAACUCAUCUCCACCAAGGAAGAAAAUCAAAAAUACAAAUCUGCAUUACAAGAACGUGAGGUUGAGAUGCAAUCGGCUAUAAAGCAACUCGAGGAGAAGAAUGAAAAACAAGUGAGAUUGCUUCGUGCAAACAUCACUCAGCAACAAAAGACAAUAAGCGAUCUGAAUCAAAAUCUACGCAAGGCAAAAUACAAUGAACAUCAGAAGCAACAAAAACAACCUCAUCAACUGAUCCCAAGACCCUCACUACUUAUACAACAAAAACCGCUGGAUGAUGACGAUGACGAAAGUAGUAAUCAUCAUCGUAUGAUUCAGAACAAACGUCGAGCUAUCUUGGCUGAUUUAUCUGAAAACCUUUCGCUGAAAGAACGGAAGAAUAGCGUAACUAGUACCAACAGCGGUAGCGUUGAAAGCAAUAGUAUUAAAAGCGGAAGCAUCGGAGGGAAAGACGGAAGAAAGAACAACGUAAUUGAAGAUGGUGAAGAGCAAUCUGAGGUUUGCUCGGAGGAAGAAGACGACCAAUCUUCAUCUUUCUGCACUGGAAGCGAAAAUUGGGUGCAAAGUCGUUUCGGAAGCGAGGAAGCAGCGAGCACCAUCGAACUCCGCAACAAAAAUCUUGAUAGAUUGGUACCUUCGUUAUCCGAAAGGCAACAGCAUCAACAUCAAAUUUCCGAUGAGGGAAAUGAAUUGGAAGAUGAAGAAUAUAUGCUAGAUGCCAUCUUGUCUGAUCGAGAAGAUCGUUCGUUGCCCUUGAUUGGUCACUAUUCAGCUGCGGAAUUUACGGAAGACGAAGAUUACGUUGAUUACACCGACAGGAUGAUUUCUGGCGGUGGUUCGAUUAGUAGAAGGCAUAGCCUGACGGAAAAGUAG
Molecule: messenger RNA, 1833 nt
Organism: Acaulospora colombiana
Lineage: Eukaryota; Fungi; Glomeromycota; Glomeromycetes; Diversisporales; Acaulosporaceae
Source: the annotation of a GenBank genome assembly